UAAUUUUUCAAUAAGGUUGCAUGCGCGAAUAAUUACAACCAGUGCAUUCUUGGUAUUCGCUCAAGACGGACGUGCGUGAGCUCUUGUUUAGUCUGGACUUGUAGAUUGUAUUAUGUAAGGUUGUUGUUGGAUAUGUUGGAUAAAUGAUGACGCUUCAACAUCUAGUUCCGGUUGUAUUUGUCGCCGGCUUAUUCCUGAGUUUGGAAACCAUCCAUUGUUUGGAUCCUAAUGGGGAUAAUGUAUGCUCAACUCAAAUAAUUACAACUGAAAGGUACACUACUCAAGUGUCCUACCAGUCACCAACUUAUACUUCUUGUUGGUUGUUUAGGUGCCUCCGAUACAGAACACGGUAUCGAUAUUCUAUUUCAUAUCGAAAUGUUUACAGUACAAGAUACGAAUGUUGUCAAGGUUAUGCCGCGCCUCCUGGCAGUGAUGAAUGUACCGAAACUAUAUGUUUACCCGAAUGUUUCCAAGGAAACUGCGAAGGCCCUAACGUGUGUACAUGUAACGAAGGGUACCAUGGACCAAGAUGCGAAUACACUUGCGAUUCAGAAAUUUAUAACUGCGAAAUCAUAAAUUGUACCUCGUCUAUUGAGUGCAAAGAAUGUCUUUACCACAUCAAUGACGAAAUAAAAGCGUACGACUUAGUUAAUGGUCGGUGCAACCCAAUUUGUUCUUGGCGUAAUGAUAGUAGGUCUUGCUAUCCUGGUAGAUGUGCCUCUUCGAGCAACGUUUGUAUUUGUGAUGCAGACUUUGAUUCGGAUGACAAUUGCAUGAAAAUAAGUGUGCCGCCAACAGUAAAAAGCUGCUCAAUAUUGUUACAACAUGACAAUGGAUUCAAUGGAAUCUCUACAAGCAAUAUUUCAUGCCAACAAUCAUAUAUGUCACCAAUCUAUUCAUCCAUAAAAGGAAACAGCUUUCUUGUGAAUUGGCAAACACAGUUCUCGGCGACUGAGUAUCCAUUUCCUUAUUACGUCAACGAUUCCAAUGUGGGCGUGAUUUCAGCAGUUGUCAAUUGGUAUAUUGACAGAGGUGGCAAUAUAAUAGAUUCUGGAGAAAUUGAUUGUAGUUUGAACCACAAUGAAGACGACCCGAAUAAGGGCAUACAUGUUUGUACACGAUAUGAAAAAUUAAAGGACAAUCUUCAAAACAACGACAAUUUGACAAUUACAUCUUCAUCAACGAACGGAGGAUUUCUCAAACUAAACAACUAUGAUUAUUCAGUGGUCGGGAGAGUCGACAAUCCCGUGUACUAUGAGGGCAAAACUGUAACGAGGAGUUUGACCAUAACUGUCGACAUCGAUGCACCAACACAUUGCUCUCUUUUUGUCCCACGUGAUACGACUUGCAUUGGAUUUGCACUUGACAUCGGUGAUCCAUACACUACAUCAAGUCAUCUGAAGGUUAAGUGGUCAACAUGGGUGGACCAUAUUUCAGGAUUGACAGCAACGUCUUAUGACUGCAGAAUUUGCAAAAUGGUAGCAAAUAAUGGCGUCCUUACGUUUGAUAACACUUGUGUCGUCCUUACUUAUUCGAAAAGGGGAAAUUAUUAUGAGGCAGAAUUUGAGCUAAACUCUCCAGGUGUAUAUUGUGCCGUGUUGUCGGUUAGUGACGUCGCCGGCAGCAUUCGUCUUGCUAGACGCUGCCUUAUUUUUGAUAGCCAAAGUGAAAUAUCGAUUGCUGAUGACAAACCUAUAGCAUGGACAUCUGUUGAUAAGACUUUUAAAGUGUCAUGGCAGGGUCAUUUUGUUAACCAACUACACAUAGACCAAAGUAUGUUGAACGCUAUUGAAACUGACAAUGACGUUAUUAAUGAAGCCUACGAUUCGGACGCUUUACCAGCAGGGCGUGCUCUAUCGUCCAUUGGUAAUCGACAUGGAAUUGUAAAGUUUGAAGUUGGAAUCGCUAAAGAUGGACUUCAGCCAAAUUGGAUGGAUUCACCGAAUGAUUUGGAGGAAAUGUUUGUUUACCAAAAUAAUAAUGGGGAAGAAACGGUUGAAUUUUGGAUUCGAGCGACGGAUGUUGUUAAUAACACAAAAACAGAUUUUGUAUCAAUUCACAUUGAUUCGACGUCACUGAGUAUUGGACACAUAGGUGGCAUUGCUGGAGGUGGUGUUGUGUUUGUGAUCCUGACUUUGAUUCUUGUUGUAUAUUUGUUCAAAUCAACAACUAAACGACAGAACCCUCAAGUGUUUGGAGAUAACAAUGGACAUGAAAACCCAGUCUACACCAUUGAGGUGGAACCUAAUCAAUAUGCCACUCCAAAUUACCCUCCACCUGAAUAUACACCCUAUCUGCCAAUGUCAGCAGCUGUCGUAAACUCAAAGAAGGGGCUAGUGGAAGGCGAGUAUGAGGUACCAUUUUCACAAAAUGUAUUCACGCAAGAAAAUAUUACUGCAAAUGAGAUUCAUCCGUACGAAUUACGUAAAGAUGGCGUAAUAUUUGAAGGAAACCUAUCCCAGGUGUGUAGAGGAAGAGUUCCUAGUCUUGGUCUAACAAAUGUUGCAAUCAAGACUGUAAAAGAGGAUCAUAAUGUCAAGGAAAAGGAAAACAUGUUGCACGAAAUAAAGAUGAUCAGAUUGUUGCCAAGGCAUGAAAACAUUAUCCGAUUACUUGGUUUCACAAGCAUCAGAGAUCCGGUCGCCUUAGUAUUGGAGUUUGCUCCGUAUGCAAACCUCUCAAAAUAUCUACAAUCUCUCGCCGAAGAAUCGCCGUACGAUAACCAAAUUGAGGAAAUGUCAUCUUCUCGACUGUGUACGUUCGCGUGGCAAGUGUGUUCUGGAAUGCAAAGAAGUGGAAAAUAA
Molecule: messenger RNA, 2804 nt
Organism: Anneissia japonica
Lineage: Eukaryota; Metazoa; Echinodermata; Crinoidea; Comatulida; Comatulidae
Exons: 20
Coding region: 144-2804 (886 amino acids)
Biological process (GO): protein phosphorylation
Molecular function (GO): protein tyrosine kinase activity; protein binding; ATP binding
Source: RefSeq, a predicted model, not a curated record